Molecule: messenger RNA, 1158 nt
Organism: Pristis pectinata (smalltooth sawfish)
Lineage: Eukaryota; Metazoa; Chordata; Chondrichthyes; Rhinopristiformes; Pristidae
Gene: pfdn1
Product: prefoldin subunit 1
Exons: 4
Coding region: 35-427 (130 amino acids)
Biological process (GO): protein folding
Cellular component (GO): cytoplasm; prefoldin complex
Molecular function (GO): protein folding chaperone
Source: RefSeq, a predicted model, not a curated record
CGGCCGACCCUUCCCUCCUGAGAGAGGAUGCGAAAUGCGCAUGCUCACUCCUCCAAACAUGGCUGCCCCCGUGGACCUGGAGCUGAAGAAGGCUUUUGCUGAAUUACAGACCAAAGUGCUCGAUACACAACAGAAGGUGAAACUUGCAGAUUUGCAGAUUGAACAAUUAAAUAGGACCAAAAAACAUGCACAUUUAACAGAUGGAGAAAUAGCUACAAUGCCAGAAGAAGCACGCAUGUAUGAAGGUGUUGGGAGAAUGUUUAUUCUUCAACCAAAAGCAGUAAUUCACAAUCAGCUCCUUGAGAAACAAAAAAUAGCAGAAGAGAAGAUCAAAGAGCUUGAGCAAAGGAAGUCCUAUUUGGAACGUAGUGUGAAAGAUGCAGAAGACAACAUCAGAGAAAUGUUAAUGGCCAGAAGAGGACAAUAACUGUUUUCACAUCUGGGGACUAGUUUUCAGGAUUAAAUAGAAGCCGCUUUUAUAUUGGUGUUCAUUUAGCUUGGAUUGCAGGUGGCUCUGACCGAGCUCGUAACAUUAACACUGUCAGUCAAUGACUCUUCUCUAGUGGCAUAAUUGUAGACUCAGUUUUCUUUGAGUCUGUGAUCCUCCUACCAGGUUCAAGUAGUGUAAAUGACAGGAGCUAGUUUACGACCAGUAAUUUUGCUAGAAUCCAACUGAAAUAAACAUUAAUAUAAGAGCAACUGAAAUGGUACAUCUUACCUGUGCGAAGGAUCAUUUUCUUUUAGGAGCAUUUUGGUCCAGUCAGUGUAAGACUUCACAGCUAUACUUUUAUUGCCAACUAUUAAUUUUUCAAGAUCCUUGUUGAAAAAGCAAAUCCCUAAUUCUGUUGAUGUGGUUAAUGUAAGCAGUCCCAUUUUACUUUAUCACAGUAAUUUUAACACUGAACUUCUGGCAGCCUGCAUAGCUUAGAAGCCAUUUUUGUGUUUUCUGUGUAUCCUGAAGUAUAUAUAUGAGGUAAGCCAAUCUUGAGACAGGUUUAUUAAACACCAAUGUUCCCUUAAUCUGGCAUCUGUUAUGGAAUGUAAGAUUAUAUAAAUACGUAUUUGUGAAUAUCAGAUGUUUUGCUUUGAAGCAGUCUCAUUAUUUGUUCCACAUGAUGGGAAGAAUCUGGCAAAACAGUAAUAAAACCUCCAAUUACA